Molecule: messenger RNA, 1774 nt
Organism: Pimephales promelas (fathead minnow)
Lineage: Eukaryota; Metazoa; Chordata; Actinopteri; Cypriniformes; Leuciscidae
Gene: tmem120b
Product: transmembrane protein 120B
Biological process (GO): fat cell differentiation
Cellular component (GO): membrane
Source: RefSeq, a predicted model, not a curated record
CGCCAGCGCCGACGGGUACAAUGUCACUGGAGAGAUGUCAAAGUGAAUGGACAGAAAUAGAUCAAGAAUAUCAGCAAUUGCAGGAAACGCACAAAGUGUACAGACAGAAGCUGGAAGAGCUGACAAACCUGCAGGCGAUAUGCAGCAGUGCCAUUAGCAAACAAAGAAAAGCCCUGAAAGACCUCAAGCAAAGUCUUCACAAGUGUAAGAAAACCUGCGAUGAAAAAGAAUCGGAGGUGAUUAAUGACCUGCAGGUCCAAAUUAAAGAAAGGCAAAAUGUUUUUUUUGACAUGGAGUCCUAUUUGCCAAAGAAAAAUGGAUUGUACUUAAAUUUGGUCCUUGGAAAUGUGAAUGUCACGCUCCUCAGCAACCAAGCCAAAUUUGCGUACAAAGAUGAAUAUGAGAAGUUCAAACUUUAUAUGACUAUAAUACUAAUGUUUGGUGCCGUCACCUGCCUCUUCCUUUUCAACUACCGAGUUACAGAUGAAAUCUUCAACUUUUUAUUGGUGUGGUAUUAUUGCACAUUGACAAUAAGAGAGAGCAUCCUCAUGAGCAAUGGGUCACGAAUUAAAGGCUGGUGGGUGUCGCAUCACUACGUCUCAACCUUUUUAUCAGGUGUUAUGUUGACAUGGCCAGAAGGUUCAAUGUAUCAGAUGUUCAGAAGUCAGUUCCUGGCGUUCUCCAUCUAUCAGAGUUGUGUGCAGUUUCUACAAUAUUACUAUCAGAGCGGCUGCUUGUAUCGAUUACGGGCUCUGGGGGAAAGAAACCAGCUAGACCUGACAGUGGAGGGCUUUCAGUCAUGGAUGUGGAGGGGGCUUACGUUCCUCCUUCCGUUUCUAUUCUUUGGCCAUUUUUGGCAGCUGUACAACGCUGUGUCCCUUUUUAACCUGUCUGCCCGUGAUGACUGCAAGGAAUGGCAGGUGUUCAUGCUGGCCUUGACGUUUCUUAUCCUGUUCCUGGGAAAUUUUCUCACUACUCUAAAAGUGGUCCACCAGAAGGUCCAGAAGAACACAGAAAAGGUGAAAACUAAUUAACCAACUGGAAGAUUUCAUACGCAGCGAGGCCAGUGUGGAACUCAAAGAACUGAACUGCGGAAGCGCACAAAACUGUUUCGUUUUUCCCACGAGCUGUUUGGAGAGGGUUGAAGGUAGAUGUUGACGUCUGCCUUGACUUAUUUCAACAGCGGCAGUGGAAACUCAAGAUUGUGUUACGUUGCCCUAUCGCCUGCCGUGUUGUUUUUGCUUAUAUAUAUGCAAUCACAGCAAUUAGAGGGUAAUGUUUGGGUUAGAAGCCACUGACAACCGUCAGACACUGUAAAUGAGGAGACUUUGAUUCACGUUUUUUGUUCCUGUGCAUGGAUAUGUUUACAAUAAGCCACAUUUCAACUUUAUGCAACACAGCAGGAAGGCUCAGCUCAUUGCAGCAUCUCAAAGGGAUUUGUUAUGGUUUUUAAUAAACCUGGAUAGUGAUUAAAGUACUUGUUCUGCUACAAGACAUUUUAGCCUAAGCAUAUGUUACAUAUUUGUGGGAAAGAAUUGAUACGAUGGUACUUGAAGAGAAAGGUGUGUUUUGCACGUCGUGGCUUGUUAGUAUGGUGAUUGAGCAAGGCCAGAUAUUUGAAUUAAGGCAACAUGAUACCGGGAAAAUGUGGAUUUAUUUUAUUAACGAUGGCAAUAAUGCUUCUGUAACACUUCAUAGUAUAGACCAUUUCACAAGAUGUAAACAACACUGGUCCAGAAGAACUUCCUGUUUCAGUUUUUUAACACUACAAAAA